AUGGUGCAUUUGCUGGUGGGGAGAAGACAUACACAGCAGGAAGAUGACUUGUGUGGUGGUGAGACUGAUAACCGCUAUUUGGUGCUGGCUGCAUAAGGAUGUCUCUCGAAUCUUUUACCUGCCCAUUGUGCUUUGUCUGACCUACAUGGUGUUGAAAGCAAUCAAGCUGUAUCAGUGGAGAAGGGAGCUGAACAAAGCACUGAAGAGUUUUCCAGGCCCUCCAGUCCACUGGCUUUUUGGCAACGUCCAUGAGUUCACUGGAAGAGGGAAGGAUCUGGACAAGGUAUUGGAAUGGAGUAAAAAGUACGCACGUGCCUUCCCCGUGUGGUUUGGGAAAUUUGUAGUGUUUGUGACCCUCAACGAUGCUGAUUACGCUAAGGCUGUAUGUGCCAGGGGAGACCCCAAGGAUAAUAUUUUCUAUCACUACGUACUCCCAUGGAUUGGGAAAGGAUUACUGACGUUACAAGGACGAAAGUGGUUCCAGCAUCGUAAACUGCUGACUCCUGGGUUUCACUAUGGGGUUUUGAAACCUUAUGUGUCAUUGAUCACCAAGUCUACACAAGUGAUGCUGGAUAAAUGGGAACAUCUGAUCACUCAGGAGAAGUCGGUGGAGCUCUUUGGACAUGUCAGCUUGAUGACUCUUGACAGCAUCUUAAAAUGUGCCUUUAGUCAUGAGAGCAACUGCCAGAUUGACAGGGAGAAUUCCUACAUCAAAUCUGUCUUUGAAAUCACCUUUCAGAUAAAUUACAGGAUAUGGUACCUCCCAUAUCAAAUUGAUUUCAUCUAUUGGCUCAGUCGUGAUGGACGUCGCUUCCAGAAGGCCUGUGAAAUGGUGCAUCUCCAAACAGAUAAAGUGAUAAAGGAGAGGAAGAAAUCCCUCAAAGACGAGCGAGAACUUGAAAAGAUUCAGAAGAAGAGACACCUGGACUUCCUGGAUAUUCUUUUGUGUGCCAAGGAUGAAAACGGAGCUGGAUUAUCUGAUGAAGACAUACGUGCUGAGGUGGACACUUUCAUGUUUGGGGGUCAUGAUACCACAGCCAGUGGGAUCUCUUGGACCUUAUACUGCCUGGCCAUGUACCCAGAGCACCAGCAGAAAUGCAGAGAAGAGAUACGGGAGCUUCUGGGAGACCGGGAAAUCAUUCAGUGGGAUGACCUGGGUAAGAUGCCUUACACCACAAUGUGCAUCAAGGAGAGUAUGCGCAUUUUCCCGCCGGUGCCCCUUGUGAGCCGCCAGCUCAGCAAACCCAUCACGUUCCACGAUGGACGUUAUUUACCAGAAGGCACUUUGGUUGGAAUAAACAUCUAUCUUAUACAUAGGGACCCCAACUUAUGGAAAGAUCCUGAGGUAUUUGAUCCCAUGAGGUUUUCGCCGGAGAACUCCUCCCAGAGACACUCCCAUGCCUUCAUGCCUUUUUCAGCUGGAGCAAGGAACUGUAUUGGGCAGCAGUUUGCCAUGAUCGAGAUGAAAGUGGCCAUUGCUUUGUCCCUGCUACGCUUUGAGUUUUCACCCAAUCCAGAGAAGAUUCCCAGGAAAAUACCCCAGUUGGUCUUACGGUCCAAGAAUGGGAUACAUGUGCACUUGAAGAAAAUCCACUGGCAUUGACAUUGUGAAAUAAGUGGGCAAAAUACAUAAGAGAUUUGUAAGUUAUUUGAUUAUCAAAUGCAUUAAAAAUCCCAUCUUUGGGGAAAAAAAGAUCUUCAGUCCCUUUGAGCCUGAAAGGUUGCUUGUUGGUCCAUAUAUAUAUUUAUUCUGAGC
Chrysemys picta bellii (western painted turtle) is the source of this 1756-nucleotide messenger RNA. RefSeq names its product cytochrome P450 4B1-like. Lineage: Eukaryota; Metazoa; Chordata; Testudines; Emydidae. The record is from RefSeq and is a predicted model, not a curated record. Gene Ontology annotation, molecular function: oxidoreductase activity, acting on paired donors, with incorporation or reduction of molecular oxygen; monooxygenase activity; iron ion binding.